Molecule: messenger RNA, 2589 nt
Organism: Annulohypoxylon truncatum
Lineage: Eukaryota; Fungi; Ascomycota; Sordariomycetes; Xylariales; Hypoxylaceae
Exons: 4
Coding region: 641-2398 (585 amino acids)
Biological process (GO): positive regulation of transcription by RNA polymerase II
Cellular component (GO): nucleus
Molecular function (GO): transcription cis-regulatory region binding; DNA-binding transcription factor activity, RNA polymerase II-specific; zinc ion binding
Source: RefSeq, a predicted model, not a curated record
UUUCGGACGCAUGCAAAAUGGUAAAGGCUCAAGUCUAGACGACGAUCUGAACGACGAUACCUCCACGACUCACGUCUAUAUCCGGGAGGAUUCUCCUUUCCAAGCGACUAGCUCGCGCGCGAUUACUUAAGUCGAUAUGGUUAUGCAUAAUAUUGCAUAUAGGAUGUAUCCUGCAGUGGCAUCGUGGGUGACGAUGUCCCGUGCCCUCGGGAUUGACUGCUAUAUUUGGUCCUGCAUUAUCAACUUACCCCACAUCGAGUUGGAGAUGUGUGGAGAUGUUCGAUACUGAGCCAAGACUACCCCAUGCUACCCCACACAGUCCCCCAGAUUACUAUGAUUAUGUACUGCCUUUUUCCUUUUCUCAUUGGUACACCAUGAUUGGUCAGUACGUCACCUACCGAGCAUCCGGUUCGCCGAUUCGAACCAGUUACAUAUGUAGGUGGUCGAAGGUUGACCCAAAUCAAGGGACGUGAGUUAGCUGAGAGGUGGGGUAUGGUGGGGGUAUUGAAUUCCGAUAAUAAAACAGGCCUUCAUUCCCGGAUCUUCUUGGAGCAAACCCGGAAUAUUUUACCCUAUAUCCGUUACUAUUGCUAACUCGACUCUCCCCUGGAAUCUCAGUCCAUACAGCGUAUGUUGAGCAAUGCGCCAAAGAAGCGGAUGUUUACCCUGCCGCAAACGUCAUAUCAAAUGCGUUAAAGUUCCCGAAACAGACAAGUGCAAGAACUGUACUCAGAAAAAGAGAGCGUGCGUCAAGGGUGAAUGCUACCGCUUUUGCCCCGUGGUAUCGGUUCGGUUCAACGCAGGUGAGGAUGUUGGUGCCGCCAAGCAAGAGCUGGAGUUUGCGGUGAAUCAAACUUGGGUACAUAUCCCGUCGACAUUGAAAUUUCUACCUCCAAACACUGGAGACGACGAGGAUUCUAUUUCUGGAAGCGAAGAAUAUCUUACUUCAACCAAUCAGAACGCCAAUAUCGAAUCAAGUGGCAGCAUCUUAUCCUUGACUUCCGCUGACCGGCAUCGGGGCUUGUCCUACUCGGAACAGCACGGUGCAUCCGGGUCCACCGGCUAUUUCUCCACGGUCUUGGACUCUCCGUCGAAUGUAACCUCCGGACUUCCCGAGUCUCAUGACAUAAUCGGUACCCACACCUGUCCCAUAGGCGUAUCAGCCUCGUUCUCUCCCUUCUCACCAGAUAUACCAUUGGCCCAUCCAACGAUUCAGCCGGACUCGCCAUUAGUUACAACACACUCGCCCUUCUCCCAGACCUCCCAUUUCUCCUCAAAAUGGCCAGUGAAUAACAAACAUGAAGCGAGACUCUUUCACCACUACAUCGUGCACUGCUCUCCUUGGAUAGACAUCUGCGAUCCAAAAUGUCAUUGGGCCAAAGAAGUCCCCAAGCGCGCUGCACAUUUUCAAGUCAUCUUAAACGGCGUCUUGGCACUAGCAGCACGACACCUUUUUAUCACCGGAGGGCUUGAAGAAGACGCAUCGGAACCCUACGUUUCUGACUCUCUACACACCUUGAUUAUAGCCCUCGAGGAUCCAUUGGCGCAUUGGGACGAGAAUUUCCUUGUAGCUGUCAUAUUGCUUAGACUACACGAGGAAAUAGGCGAAAUAGACGAGAGGUGUCAUCAUCUUGGUGCCUCACGUAUAAUAAAUGCAUCAUCAUCGUUUGCUGCUGACGGCGGAUUGAGGGAGUCUGCAAGUUGGGUAUCACUGCGGCAGCAUAUCUACGUCUCCCUCACGACCCAACGACCUCUAGAUCUAAGCCUUGGGAAUUAUCGCUGUUCUUCCGUCUUCAGGGAAUCUCAUGAUGAAGCUUGGGCAAACAGGAUAAUAUUCUGCUUUGCUAAUAUCUUGAAACACGUAUUUGAGAACGAUACUCUUGGGCGCCUCUCUCAAGAGAAAUGGAAUGAACUAGAUGUCGAACUGAGAGAGUGGGAUAGUACGAAGCCUUGGACUUUUGCCCCUUUAGCUGAAGAGCAAUUCGUGGACAAGAGCGCCGACCUUGGUCGCGCAGAAUGGCAGGGCAAAUGGCCUGAGCUACUAGUUGCACAACCAGCCCAAGCGGUAGGACUGCAAUACUUCCACCUCUGUAAAAUAAUGCUCACGUUCUAUGACCCCCGGGCCACGCGUGUUGGUCUAGCAAGCCACCGCUCGAGGAUUGCGUUAGACGCAGAAAUCAGGAAGCAUAUGCGCAUGAUAUUUGGCUAUGCCCAAACAAACAAUCAUGUCAAAAAUGCCCAGUUCCAAGUCUCGCAUAUUCUGGUUGCGUGCGGCGCGUACCUGACUGAUGCUAAAGAGCAAGACGCGGCGGUUGAGUAUCUGAUAAAUAUGAAGAAGACGACUGGCUGGAAAACUGACCAUGUUAUCGAUGAUUUACGAGAGCAAUGGAAAAUCUAAAUAUUUCUAUAAACUCAACCCCUAACAUCGAUCGCCAAUUCCCACGCUUGUUUAGUACAUCCGUCCAGGCCUUGACAUACAUCUACGUUAGAAAGACCCUUACGUGUAAUUUCCAAGGUGUUGCCUCUUAGAAUCUCUUCCAUCCGGAAUUUGGAAUCCGAUUACGUUGUUAGUUCAUCAGUAUAGAUCUU